AUGGCGGACAGCGCAAGAGUUCCAGACGUUGUGGAACCUCCGCCUCCGCCACCCACGGGAGAGGAGCUCCUCCGCCAAGCGGGCUACAACGCUGUCGAUGCUCAGAAUUUGUCUGACUUCGAGGACGACAUCGAUGCGCAUGGUGAGCCUGAUCCAGACCACCCGCAGCCGCAGGGAACGGUGUUUAAUGGGAACAGUUCAUUCUAUUCGAGCGGCGCGAAUGGAGACAGCGCUGCCGUUGAACAAUCCAUCACACAGAGGCGUAGCGGAACGCCCGUUCCCGGCGGCGUGGCGGAUGUCGACCAUCUUUGGACCUCUUGGUUUGGGAAGAGAGACGACAUUGCCCAAAAGGAGGAACCAGCCGAAGAGAAUGCUGAAGUGCCGACGUCUGGAGACUCUACGGGCCAUCUUUUCUUGAGCUUGGACUACUCGAUCUCCGUGCCUUUCUACAAGAACGAGCAUGCGCCUACUAUCCUGCAGACGUUCCGGUUGGAGGAUUCCACUGCGCGUCUCGUACUCGAUCCUGCCGCAGACAACUCGCAUCAUCAGCACUUCGCCCGCUUCUGCUCUCGCCUCCAUGCCGGCGAACUGUUUGUCGAGAUGAUUGGCGUCAAGCUUCUCGCCAUGUAUUCAUCUGAAAACCGAGCAUUGGGUGAGCGCCUCGGAGCGCCUUCAAACCUGCUCGGUCUCAGCGACAGCGUGCUGGUCGCCCAGGUCGCGAUCGAAAACCAGUCAGGUUAUGUGGAUGCAGUGGCAUAUGCAGAUAAUACACAAUGGUCCACUUCGGUGUGA
This is a messenger RNA of Fomitopsis serialis, 792 nucleotides long. RefSeq lists its product as uncharacterized. The record is from RefSeq and is a predicted model, not a curated record. Bases 1 to 792 code for a protein of 263 amino acids. NCBI's taxonomy places the organism in Eukaryota, Fungi, Basidiomycota, Agaricomycetes, Polyporales, Fomitopsidaceae. The transcript has 7 exons.